UUGGUUUAUGCACGACCUAAGCGUAAAUUUAGGAUGAAGAGCUUAAUGUUACCGUCGACAAUUGCAUGCGGCCUACUUGUCUUCUUCUAUUCUUCGAUCAAAGUCGAGGCACUUAUAUCGCCGCAACUAGCCGCUCAACCCCAAUUUCCUCACGUCGUCGCUGUAAUUGAUAAAUUCAGCCGCCGCACUAUCUGCACGGGUGCUCUAAUUUCGGAAGCAGCCGUUUUAACCGCUGCUCAUUGCGUUACCGAUGAAAACGGCAAAUUCUUAAAGAAGCACUUUAGCAUCAUUGCUGGCACGAUUGACUUAUCCACUCCUCACGUUGAAGUACCAGUCGCAGCUUUGAUUGUGCCCACUGCAUAUAAUGGGCGUGGACAAGCAGGCGUGAACGAUCUGUAUCGAGUCGCUAAUUUAGCUGUUCUCAAGCUGGCGGGGAGAGUUCCAAAAAAAUCGGUUAUAAAACCUUUGCCGAUUUCCAGUUCUAGAGCCAGUAUAAAGGAAAAAUUUGACAAGGCACCAGUGGCUGGUUUUGGAAUAUCGGAAAUCUCACAUCAUUCUUCGCGACGAGUUGUGAACAAUGAUGGAAAAUUGCAUUUUGCAUUGAUGGAGCCGUUGUCACAGAGCGCGUGUAAUUUGCUAGUUUUACUUACCGAAGAUAACAGUGCAUUUUGUGCAAAAAUUGAUGCACUUUCGGAGGGCAGUAGCCUCUGUGCAGGUGACGAUGGUACUCCUUAUGUUCUGAACUCGAAAAUCGUAGGAAUUCUCACUUAUGUUCCGAAAACUUGUAAUGGCGUGGAAAUGAGCCCAAUUUUCACUAGAACAUCGGCCUAUGCAGAUUUCAUUGAAAACGCCAUUAAACACAUGUACUUCGAUGGUGCACGAGUCGGUCAUUACGUUCCUUGGUACAAUGAUUACGCGACCUCAGGCAACGUCGAAGCGAUACAGGUUCCGUAAGGCAGGAAGUCUAGUCUUUUUACAUAUUGUCAGUAACAAAAAAUCAAUCAUUUCAAUUAUUUCAAUAAAAAAAAUUUGAAAACUGAAA
Trichogramma pretiosum is the source of this 1042-nucleotide messenger RNA. RefSeq names its product serine protease SP24D-like. Gene Ontology annotation, biological process: proteolysis. The transcript has 3 exons. The record is from RefSeq and is a predicted model, not a curated record. Gene Ontology annotation, molecular function: serine-type endopeptidase activity. The coding region runs from base 34 to 954 and encodes 306 amino acids. Lineage: Eukaryota; Metazoa; Arthropoda; Insecta; Hymenoptera; Trichogrammatidae.